AACCGUUAUCAUUAAAUUAAAAAAUCUUGUAAUUCUUAUCCUGCUCGCUGCUCUCCACUCAAUGGCGCUAACGUUGACCAUUAGCAAUGGCAGUUGUAGUUACAGCACUGGAAAUGGGGUCCGAAUCCUCCGCCCCAACCACUUACCUGCCGCUCUCUCCCGUCGCCGCCGCCUUCUCCUCCCAACCUCCCCCAGAACCUUUCACCUAACCUCAGCUGCCAAGAAGUUCCGAACCGGACGGUACGAUAGCAAGAACAGGAGGAGCAAUCUCACGACCAAGGAACAAGAUGAUGAACUGGAGCGAAAAAGGAAGGAUGGAAAUGAAGAAGAAAACGAUGGCAUUGUUGGAAUUGGAUUAGAUAACGUUGGACUUGGUGGGAGUUCGUCUGCGGUUUCGACUGACGGCAAACCGUUUCCGGAUCUUCCGGGUCUUCAGCCGGAUCCAUUUGAAGGUCCGCAGUGGGAUGUUCUUGGAUUCCUUGUUCAGUAUUUGUGGGCUUUCGGCAUCGUUUUUGCGUUGAUUGCUUGUGGGAUUGCCGUUGCAACGUACAACGAAGGGGCAACAGAUUUUAAGGAGACUCCUGCAUACAAAGAGUCAAUCCAAUCUCAGGAGCUUUUAGAGCAACCCGAUGCCUCUAGUUCAGACGUCUUCGAAUCUAACCCUACUGAAGUUGCACCCAGUUUGGAGUAGUUGCAGUAAGAUGGAAAUGUAAAAGGGCCUGUAUAUCUGGAUUGAGAAAAAAAUCACUUGGAACUUUUAUAUAGCUGAUGUUUGUUAUUUCUCUUUGCAAAUGCUUUAUCCAAAUGAUUUUGAGAUAAUGUUAAGUAUGGCAGUUAGCAUAUAUUGCAGAGCAAAGUUGAAAUUCCCAUGAA
This is a messenger RNA of Hibiscus syriacus, 873 nucleotides long. RefSeq lists its product as uncharacterized. Bases 62 to 691 code for a protein of 209 amino acids. The record is from RefSeq and is a predicted model, not a curated record. The transcript has 2 exons. Lineage: Eukaryota; Viridiplantae; Streptophyta; Magnoliopsida; Malvales; Malvaceae.